GAAAACAUUACUGAAAUUCCAGAACCAGAAGAAAACCACCGACUUUCCUGCGAUUACACAUUUCCUGUGUACCUGUCAUCAAGCCCCACAGCCUCUGGGAAACUCUCCAUGCAUACGUCAGAUCGACUUGAAUAAAAGAGCGAUGCGGACUCCAGAGGAGGGAGAGCCAGCCUUGGUCUACCUACCGACAGGUCUGGACGGUCUUCUCUUCACCCCCAGGACGGAUCGCCUCAGCCUCUAGAGAUGUGGAAAGUCUUAGUCAUUGCAUCUCUUUGUGUUUCACUGGCGUCAGCAUGGUGUCCGAAGCACUGCCGCUGUCCCUCCGAGGUACCAGCCUGUCCCGGAGGGGCCAGUCUCGUUCUGGACAGUUGUGGAUGUUGUAAAGUUUGUGCCCGGCAGCUGUUUGAAGACUGCAGCCGGACGCGGCCGUGCGACAGCGCCAAAGGGCUGGAGUGCAACUUCGGAGGUGGAUUUGCCUCCGUUAAAGGCGUCUGCAGAGCCAGAUCCGAGGGGAGAACCUGCGAGUACAACGGCAGAAUCUUCCAGAACGGGGAGACCUUCCGUCCAAACUGCAAGCACCAGUGCACGUGCAUGGACGGAUCGGUCGGGUGCGUCUCUUUGUGCCCUCAAAAGCUCUCGUUGGCCAAACUGGGCUGUGCCAAACCCAAAAGGGUGAAGGCGCCAGGAGGGUGCUGUGAACAACUCGUCUGCCCCAAGGGAACGAAGACGGGGAAGAAAGAGAGACGGAAGCACAGGAAGGAGCAAGAAAACGAUCCCAUCAUCAAAAACAAGCUGAUGCCUUACAGGAUGGAGGAAUCCAAGGCUUUAUCUGUCUUCAGGAACCGUCUGAUGGGUCACGUGGGGGCCCCAUGUGUGCCGCAGACCACAGCUUGGUCCCCGUGCUCCAGGUCUUGUGGUACGGGAGUCUCCACCCGCCUGACCAACAGAAACGCUCGGUGCAAACUGCAGGAGGAAGCACGCCUUUGUAAAGUCCAACCCUGUAAACCAACGACUCUAAAGAAACAGCAGAAGUGGACGCACACGGAAAGUCCAGCUGUCCUGUGAAAGUGUCCUCCGCUGGCACCUGAAACCCCUCAGGACCCCCACACAGCGUCCACUUCCUGUCCAGGAACAGAGGGAGUCUCACCAGGAGGGCGAUGAAGGUCGAGUCCUGGAGGUGUCACUCCGACAAAGACACUCUACUUCUGCUUCAUAAGAUUGGAGCUUGGUGGUUUUGCUUCGUUAAGAAGUCUUUACAUUGUGGAUAUUAUUAUUUUGUAUUUUCUUUUACAUUGAAAUAUACUUUUUUUGUCCACUUUCAUGUACAUGUUCAUGAACUGGAGAUAAUCCGGCAGCUACUUGUUAAAUCUUUACUCAACAUGUUGUAGUGUUUGUGUUGAUUUUUCUCACAGAUUGAUCUUAUUUAUGAUGAUAUGUGUUUCUGAUUGUGACCAGUUGGACUGUACAGUGGAGCAGUGGUCUGCACUCUUACCUCACUGUGAGAAAACCUUUGGUUUGAGUCCACUGUUGGCUCCAGUCCCCUCUUUUUUGAAAACAUCUUAUACUGAAUUCCAGAUGCUAUGUGUAUUGAAGUCCUCUGAAAAUAGCAUUAAAAGAAGUUACAUCAUUGCGGUUUCUCUAUUUAUGACUCAAACUGGUUAAAUUUCUUGCCAGAUUCCUGAAAAAUGUUACGCAUGCUUUAUUUAUUUAUUUUUUUUAUCAUCCUUCGACAUAUUUGAGCACUGCAGCUAUAUGAUAAUGUACUAUUGGUUUGUUUUAUGUUGAACGCAUGAGUGAAGAAGGGUGGCAACAGCUGCCUUGAUGGUAAUUUGAGGCAUGUGAAAGCAGAAGUGUGCAC
Salarias fasciatus (jewelled blenny) is the source of this 1858-nucleotide messenger RNA. RefSeq names its product CCN family member 1-like. Gene Ontology annotation, biological process: positive regulation of cell differentiation; positive regulation of cell migration; cell adhesion. The transcript has 6 exons. Lineage: Eukaryota; Metazoa; Chordata; Actinopteri; Blenniiformes; Blenniidae. Gene Ontology annotation, molecular function: heparin binding; integrin binding. Gene Ontology annotation, cellular component: extracellular region. The record is from RefSeq and is a predicted model, not a curated record. Bases 244 to 1065 code for a protein of 273 amino acids.